AUCAUUUUUAAAAGCAAAGCUCAAACCCACAUUGAAACCAACCCAAAAACAUUCUUGCUUAGCUUUCUUGUUUCAAUUGAAAGAAAAGAUGGGAAAAAUAAAAUUCUCUCUCUCUCAACUGAUCUUUUGAGCUUCUUCUUUCUUUCCUUUCAUGGAGAUUAUUGCUGAUCAUUGAACAUAUAGGGUUAGUGUGAGUGAGACACAAAAAAUGGAAGAGAUAAACCCUAAUCCAUGCAUAUUGGAGAUGAAGAAGAAAUCAACAAAGCCUCCUAAAGAGCCAUUGAAUUGUCCAAGAUGCAAGUCUAACAACACAAAAUUUUGUUAUUACAACAAUUACAGCCUCACACAACCAAGAUACUUUUGUAAGUCUUGUAGAAGGUAUUGGACUGAAGGUGGGUCCCUCAGAAAUGUCCCAAUUGGAGGAGGCUCAAGAAAGAACAGAUCAAAAUCAUCAACAACAAUUUCUAUUUCUUCAGCUCCUUCUUCAUCCUCAUCUUCAUCUGAUCAUUUCAACAACAACAACAACCCAAAAUUACCAAAUUACCCUUCAUCUCAAUUUUCUACUCAAAACCCAAUUGGAUUAAGAGAUUUUAACCUUGCUUUCCCUAAGGUUGAAAAUGUCAACAAUAGUUAUAAUUGUGGAAUUGGUAAUUUUAGGGGUUUGAGUACUUUUAUCCCAAAUCUAAUGCCAAAUUCCAAUAAUAAUAAUGCUAAUUUGGGGAUUAAUAGUAAUAGUGAUCAAUACCCAACUGGGUUUUCUUUGCCUGAUAUUGAUGAGUUUAAGCCAAGUUUGGGUAUUCAUUCUGUUGAUGGGUUUGGAGAUGGAAGAAAUUUGCUUCCUUUUCAAGAAUUGAACCAACAAACUGCUGCCCCAAAUGAAGGUGAUCAUCAAAAUGAAAGGCAACAAGGAAUUAAUAUUUCAACUGGAUAUUGGAGUGGGAUGCUUGGGGGUGGAUCAUUGUAAGGAAGUCAGCCUUUCUUUUUUUUUCCUUCCAGUUUCAGCUUUUUCAAACCCUAGAUCUCCUUUUUCCUUUGAUUGCCAGUUUCAUUGAUUGAGCUAGUAUUUUUGUUCGUAAAAUUUUGUUAUAUGUUUCUGAAAAUUAUAUAUAUACAUAUAUAUGUGCUUAUUUGCUGAUUUUUCUUUGUUUUCUACUAAUA
Molecule: messenger RNA, 1158 nt
Organism: Benincasa hispida (wax gourd)
Lineage: Eukaryota; Viridiplantae; Streptophyta; Magnoliopsida; Cucurbitales; Cucurbitaceae
Product: dof zinc finger protein DOF4.6-like
Biological process (GO): regulation of DNA-templated transcription
Molecular function (GO): DNA binding; DNA-binding transcription factor activity
Source: RefSeq, a predicted model, not a curated record